This is a messenger RNA of Scophthalmus maximus (turbot), 2728 nucleotides long. It is a transcript of the gene adra2db, whose product is annotated as adrenergic, alpha-2D-, receptor b. Bases 397 to 1680 code for a protein of 427 amino acids. Gene Ontology annotation, biological process: adenylate cyclase-activating adrenergic receptor signaling pathway. Gene Ontology annotation, cellular component: membrane. Gene Ontology annotation, molecular function: adrenergic receptor activity. NCBI's taxonomy places the organism in Eukaryota, Metazoa, Chordata, Actinopteri, Pleuronectiformes, Scophthalmidae. The record is from RefSeq and is a predicted model, not a curated record. The transcript has a single exon.
CACCUCACUCCUCUAUGAGCAUUCAUUCCACCAGCGGUGUGCGAUGCUGUUCACCAAAAACCAAAACGCGUACUACUGCUUUACGCACGGCGACGUGACAUGUGAGGAGUGAUUGCUCGUGCACACCUGGAUCGUGGACACCGUUCUGCUCACAUUUUGCAAUAUUUUAGGAACUUGCUGUGCACGUCGGGACUGUCUGGACCCGUGUUGGCGAUUCGAGGAGAAACACUGUGUAUUUCUUGGAGUACACCGUUCGUGCAGGAGCAUUACGCGCAACGCACAGCACACGGCAGUGGACGGAGGCUCGAAGCACCCGGUCUUGGCGGUUUUGGAAAGAUCGGGGGCGCGAGGAAAACAACAACCAAACAUGAUACGAAAGGACAAGUUGGAGCCAGCAUGGAUAUAACCCGGGUAAAUCUGUUCGUGGAAAACGUUUCCAACGAUGAGAACGCCACGGACGCACCGCUCGCCUUGCCACACACGCAGACAGCCACUGCACUCAUCAUCCUGGUGGUCAGUGUGAUCAUUUCGGUGACCAUAGUCGGUAAUGUGUUGGUGAUAGUCGCGGUGCUGACCAGCCGGGCUCUCCGUGCGCCUCAGAACCUUUUCCUGGUCUCUCUGGCAUCAGCGGACAUCCUGGUGGCCGCGCUGGUCAUCCCCUUCUCCCUCGCCAAUGAGGUUAUGGGCUUCUGGUACUUCGGCAGUACUUGGUGCGCCUUCUAUUUGGCCCUGGACGUGUUAUUCUGCACCUCGUCGAUCGUGCACCUGUGCGCCAUCAGCCUGGACCGCUACUGGUCAGUCACCAAGGCGGUGAGCUACAACCUGAAGCGGACACCCAAGCACAUCAAGUCCAUGAUUGCUGUCGUGUGGAUCAUAUCUGCCAUCAUCUCCUUCCCCCCUCUGCUCAUGACCAAGCACGACGAACGCGAGUGUCUGCUGAACGACGAGACCUGGUACAUCCUCUCGUCCUGCCUCGUGUCCUUCUUCGCCCCGGGUCUCAUCAUGAUUCUGGUGUAUUGCAAAAUUUACAAAGUGGCCAAGCAGCGCUCCUCCACCGUGUUCGUGGCCAAAAACGGCCUGGAGAGGCAGCCCUCGCAGUCAGAGACCUGCUUCGUCCGCAAGGGCCGGGUUGAGAUGGAGAGCCCCAGUAGCCAAGGCUCGGGCAGCCCCCAGCAGGGGCAGGGGCAGGGGCAGGGCGAGCUGGACGACAUCGACCUGGAGGAGAGCUGCUGCGCGUCGGAUACCAAGCCCCGCAAUCAUCGCUUCGCCAAGCGGAGGAAGGUGGAGGGGUCGGACUGCUGCCCGCCUCGGAGCUGCCGCCUCUCCUGGGCGUCUGCCCGGGCGUUACAGCUCUACCCGGAGCAGAAGAGCCCAGCGGAGCAACCACAGCUGUCCGCGGUCAACAAGACCAAAGUGGCCCAGAUGCGGGAGAAGCGGUUCACCUUCGUGCUGGCGGUGGUGAUGGGGGUGUUUGUGCUCUGCUGGUUCCCCUUCUUCUUCACCUACAGCCUCCAUGCCAUCUGCAGAGACAGCUGCUACAUCCCUGGCGCACUUUUCAACCUCUUCUUCUGGAUUGGCUACUGCAACAGUUCUGUGAACCCCAUAAUAUACACUAUUUUCAACAGGGAUUUCAGAAAAGCCUUCAAGAAAAUCGUAUGCAGAACUCCCAAACGCACAUAACACUGAAAGGGACACAUGUAUUUCCGCCUCCCGUUCUUCUUGGUUGACUAUUAGUCCCCCUCCCCAAAUCAUUUUAAUGUAACUGUUAUCAUAUUGCGGGGUAAAGUUGCAGUCUCGUGUACACAUUUUAAAUGUUCAUGAAUAAAAUGUCAAGUGGAGAAACACAAAAGAAAAGGAAGAUCUUUAGUCGGACAGUGUUCUUGAAAAUGUUAGCAUCAAACACGGUCAAUUAUUUAAUCAUCAGAUAUAUUCAGCCCACUUGAGAUAUGCAAAGUUUUAAUAUAGGUCACUGUAUAACAAGUCCGCGUGAGAAAAGGAACUGCUCGUAUUGGAUCAGUCUUUUAUGCUGCAUCAAGCGGGCGGAGAGAGCUACUUCAGAGUGAAAAGGAAGUCUGGGUCCCUGUGCUGGUGGCUGGAUCACAGUGGGUGUUUUAUGUCGAGAUAAAUAGAUGAUCAAGCUCCACCAUCCAUAAAAUAUACGCAUGGGGACGAGCAAAUCAGUUUCACGGAGACACAGUAUGUUGCAUGGCUGAUGUGUUUGGCAUCACUACAGGUAAUGCAGAUACACCUUUGCUGUCGUCCGAUGCUCAUCAGUGAACCCCCAAACUUACAUAAGAGUCUAAUCUCACACCCCCACCACACGUCACAUCACCUCACACCAGAACAAUUGCCAAGCUGAGGCCUGCGUGUGUGUGUGUGUGUGUGUGUGUGUGUGUGUGUGUGUGUGUGUGUGUGUGAAACUCUAUUUGAUAAAUCUGCAUAUUCCAUUUCAACCCUAGCUCAAUAUUUUGUCAGUAAAUAUUCAAACCGUGCGGGAGCACAAUUCUGCUACACAACCUGAUCUCAGUAUCACGGGACAGGAGUUUAAAUCUGGGUUAUGUUGUCCCACCCAAAUUCGUUUUCUAUGCUUUGACAAGUAAAAAAGUUUCUGGCAAGAUGAUAAAAAUAACUAUAUUUGACUGACUGUGAUAUUGAAUGUUACUAGGAAGGCUUUUCUAAAAAAAAGAAAAGAAAAGAAAUGAUAAUAAUAAAAAGUAGCAUCUCUGGA